AUGACGUCGCUGCGCCUUGCUCCUAGUCCUUGCUCGCUCAACUCCAGGCCUCGCCGGAAAAACCAGAAGUUGAGAAGACGUCAGUUCAGCCUUGCUUCUGCUUACUUACAGAAAACAAGCAUGAGCAAGGGAUUGGCAAGCCGCGGCACGAGCAUCAUGUUUCCGCUCCAUCUCACCAAGAUGAGUAACCGGCGGGACGAUCCAAAAGAUGCCAUCACAUCAUGCACCCAAGUCCAGAAAGACACUAAGCUUGUCGUCCAUUCACCCGGUACACCGUACAACAGCUGGAACGUGUUUCGGGCACUCGUGCUUUGCACAUCACAAGGUCACAUGUAG
Molecule: messenger RNA, 336 nt
Organism: Pyrenophora tritici-repentis Pt-1C-BFP
Lineage: Eukaryota; Fungi; Ascomycota; Dothideomycetes; Pleosporales; Pleosporaceae
Source: RefSeq, a predicted model, not a curated record